This is a messenger RNA of Miscanthus lutarioriparius, 1158 nucleotides long. NCBI's taxonomy places the organism in Eukaryota, Viridiplantae, Streptophyta, Magnoliopsida, Poales, Poaceae. The record is from the annotation of a GenBank genome assembly.
AUGAGGCCGCCGCCGCCGCAGGGCAGGGGAGCAGGCGGGGGUGGCGCGCUCGGCCGUCGCGCGUUCGCGUCCCUCCUCGCGGCGGCCGUCGUCGCGCUGGCGCUUCUCUGCCUCUUCUACGGCGCCGCCUUCGCCCCCUCCAUCCGCCGCGCGCACCCUCGCCUUCCCCUCCGGCUGCGGUUCCGGGCCCAGGGGACGGAAGCGCUCCCGGCGGACCUCGUCGUCUCCUCCAUCCCGGUGUGCGACGCGCGGCACUCGGAGCUGAUCCCGUGCUUGGACCGGCGCCUCCACUACCAGCUCCGGCUCCGGCUCCGGCUCAACCUCUCCCUCAUGGAGCACUACGAGCGCCACUGCCCACCGGCGCCGCGCCGCCUCAACUGCCUCAUCCCACCGCCCGUCGGAUACCAGGUUCCCAUCAUGUGGCCGAGGAGCAGGGACGAGGUUCGGAAGGCCAACAUACCCCACCCGCACCUUGCUGCUGAGAAGUCAGACCAGCGGUGGAUGGUCGUCAAUGGCGAUAAGAUCAACUUCCCUGGUGGGGGCACCCACUUCCACACUGGCGCUGACAAGUAUAUUGUGCACCUCGCGCAGAUGCUCAAUUUUCCAAAUGGCAAGCUCAACAAUGGAGGGAACGUCAGGAAUGUGCUUGAUGUCGGCUGUGGGGUUGCCAGCUUUGGCGCUUACCUUCUUUCGCAUGAUAUACUUACGAUGUCUCUCGCUCCCAAUGACGUGCAUGAAAAUCAAAUUCAGUUUGCCCUAGAGAGAGGGAUCCCGGCAACCCUUGGUGUGCUGGGCACUAGGAGGCUGCCAUACCCAAGCCGCUCAUUCGAAAUGGCACACUGCUCUCGUUGUCGGAUUAGCUGGCUGCAGAGGGAUGGGGUCUUGUUGCUGGAAGUGGAUAGGAUAUUAAGGCCUGGAGGAUAUUUUGUGUAUUCAUCACCGGAGGCCUAUGCUUUGGACCCCUUCAACAGGAAGCUAUGGAGACAGAUGAGUGACCUUGCUCGAAGGAUGUGUUGGCGGGUUGCGGCUAAGAAGAACCAGACGGUGAUAUGGGCUAAACCAUUGACAAAUGGAUGCUAUAUGAGGAGAGAGCCUAGAACACUUCCCCCAUGUGCGAACAUGAUGAUGAUCCAGAUGCUGCUUGGAAUGUACCCAUGA